Mugil cephalus (flathead mullet) is the source of this 2053-nucleotide messenger RNA. Its product is annotated as tissue alpha-L-fucosidase-like. Gene Ontology annotation, molecular function: alpha-L-fucosidase activity. Gene Ontology annotation, cellular component: lysosome. NCBI's taxonomy places the organism in Eukaryota, Metazoa, Chordata, Actinopteri, Mugiliformes, Mugilidae. The record is from RefSeq and is a predicted model, not a curated record. Gene Ontology annotation, biological process: glycoside catabolic process; fucose metabolic process. Bases 263 to 1609 code for a protein of 448 amino acids. The transcript has 8 exons.
ACCGGCCAAAAAUUGUAGAAGAAGUCACGGUGAAGUCACGCGAUAUAGACGGAACAAUAAAUGAAAACAGUCAUAUGAUUAGAAACACAAUUCACCUGAAGGGACGCAACUAAACAUUAAGUCUCAUAAAUACCUGUCAGGUGUAAUUUCACUUUGUUGCAGCCUGUUAACAGUUAACCGUGGACUUGUUAGGAGGCUGCAGACUGCGCCAAGUGGUCUGCACACAUUCAGGAGUUGGCAGAUAGGCUGAUCUACUGUAACGAUGCUCGUCCUUUUCCUCCUGGCCGUCGCGUUCGUUUCCCAAACGGAGGCUCGCUACACCGCGGACUGGACCAGCCUGGACGCCAGGCCGCUGCCCUCAUGGUACGACGAAGCCAAGGUGGGCAUUUUCAUCCACUGGGGGGUGUUUUCCGUCCCGGGCUUUGGGAGCGAGUGGUUCUGGUGGCACUGGCAGGGGCAGCAGCCUCCGGACAAGAAGUGCGUGGACUACAUGGCCAAGAACUACCCACCCAAGUUCAGCUAUCCGGAUUUCGCCCCUCGUUUUCACGCUCAGUUCUUCAACCCGGAGGACUGGGCGGACAUUUUUAAAGCCUCUGGAGCAAAAUAUGUCGUCCUCACUGCAAAACACCACGAAGGAUUUACUAACUGGCACUCUCCAAACUCCUGGAACUGGAAUUCUGUGGAUACUGGUCCUCAUAGAGACCUAGUGGGAGACCUGGGAGACGCAGUGCGCAACAGGUCGUUGCACUAUGGACUCUACAACUCCCUUUAUGAGUGGUUUCACCCUCUCUAUCUGAAUGACAAGAAGAAUGAAUUCAAAUCCCAGGAUUUUGUGAUGCAUAAGCUGCUCCCAGAGCUUUAUAAUAUGGUUGUGAGGUACCGACCUGAGGUGAUCUGGUCUGAUGGGGACUGGGAAGCACCUGACACCUACUGGAACUCAACCGAGUUUCUGGCCUGGCUCUACAAUGACAGCCCUGUUAAAGAUACGGUUGUGACCAAUGACCGAUGGGGACAGGGCUGUGCCUGCAAACACGGUGGCUACUACAACUGCGAAGACAAGUACACUCCAGGCCAGCUGCCCAAGCACAAGUGGGAGAAAUGCACAUCUGUGGACACUUUUUCCUGGGGCUACCGUCGGAACAUGAAGAUUAAUGAACUUAUGAACAUGUCCUCCAUCAUUGGGGAUCUGGUCCGCACUGUGGCUCUUGGGGGUAAUUAUCUUCUGAACGUGGGUCCUACACCCGAUGGAAUGAUCCCUGCUGUUUUUGAGGAGAGGCUCAGGGGUGUUGGAGCCUGGCUAGGCAUCAACGGGGAGGCCAUCUAUGCCUCCAAACCCUGGAGGGUGCAGACAGAAAACACAACUGUGCCAGUCUGGUAUACAUCUAAAGGGAGCACUGUCUAUGCCAUCAUAAUAGACAAACCCCUGAAGCCUUCACUGCAGCUGUUGGAACCCAAAACAUCUUCAACCACGAAGGUGACCUUGUUGGGGGUUCCUAAUGCCUUACCUUGGUCCCCAGUCAAAGGCAAUGUUGGCCUUAAUAUCGUCCUGCCCGAGCUGCCUUAUACUCCUGGUCUGGCAUGGACACUCAAACUGGAUGGUGUCCAGUGAUCUUUGGACGUUUCAAGUUCUACACAGAUGAUGAUUUUGAAUUAGGUAAACUCCGAUUUUUAAUAUGUUUAAAGGAUAAUGUGGAUGCUUAUGAGCUGUGACUGAAGGAGCAACUCUUGCAUAAAGGGAUGGUGUUUGUAAAAGAAUGGAACACUACUCUUCAAUGAGGCUUUUGUUGCCCGGAGGACCAAAGGUUUAAUGGGUCACUGCUUUUUAAUUCUGCUCUCUUUUUAAUGAUUGCACGGUCGUGAAUGAAAAGUGGAACGAGCCGCUGGGCUCCAGAAGCACUCCUGACAGUUUGUCCACUGUGUCAUCGUGUUUCGCAGACGAUGAGUGUUUGAGUGGUUUGUUUUGAAAAUCAACAUGUACAUACAAAGCACUUUAAUUUUUAUUUUUUUUUACUUCCAUUUUGAAAUGUCCCAAUAAAAACAUACUUGAUUUGUA